Asterias rubens (European starfish) is the source of this 2088-nucleotide messenger RNA. Its product is annotated as protein lin-9 homolog. Gene Ontology annotation, molecular function: DNA binding. Lineage: Eukaryota; Metazoa; Echinodermata; Asteroidea; Forcipulatida; Asteriidae. Gene Ontology annotation, cellular component: transcription repressor complex; nucleoplasm. The coding region runs from base 94 to 1770 and encodes 558 amino acids. The record is from RefSeq and is a predicted model, not a curated record. Gene Ontology annotation, biological process: regulation of transcription by RNA polymerase II; DNA-templated transcription; regulation of cell cycle. The transcript is spliced from 14 exons.
UCCCACUUUAACUUCGGGAAUUUCCGGAUUUAUUCGUCAGCGAUUUCCAUAUCCCAGGAUUCAUGGGUAAUCUUUAAAAAGAGGCGCGUCAAGAUGGCGGAUGCUGCUGCCUUGGAAAACUCCUCUGUGGAGGCUCUGAUGAGCCUCCGUAGCGCUGGUAGGAACCGGCCGUCACCUGUCAAAGAAAAUGUACCCACACCUCCAAGAAGGGGCAACCCCCCGAGAAUUCGAAAGAGAAAUCGCCUCAUCUUCAACGACGAUGAGGACACAUCAAUGUCCCCCAUCAGGUCAUCCCCAAAGAGGACUAAAUCCACCCCAACAAACUCUCCUGUCAAGGCGGUACAGCCCCAUGCAAGGAGCCACUCUAUUCCAUCCACACCACAGAAGACUUCUUCGGCAACCUCCUCAGCGAUUCAGAACAUCAUCCUCAGCACGCCGGCCAAGAAGGCAGCACAGAAGAUCGGCGUCCGUCUUAAGAAUCUCCUCAAACUUCCCAAGGCUUACAAGUGGUGUAUCUACGAGUGGUUUUACUCAAAUAUUGACAAAGCACUCUUCAGCGGAGAGAACGACUUUCUCAUCUGUUUGCGAGAAUCUUUUCCUCAGUUAAAAUGUCGGAAACUGACGAGAGUAGAGUGGUGUAUCAUUCGAAGACUUAUGGGUAAACCACGGAGAUGUUCCCCGGCGUUCUUCGCUGAGGAGAGAGCGGCGUUGGAAGCCAAGAGAAGGAGACUGAGAUUGCUCCAACAGCGGAAAUCCAGCGAGCUCGACGAGACAGAAUUGAAAGAUCUUCCAAAAGAAAUACCUCUACCACUGGUCAUCGGAACCAAAGUCACAGCACGAUUACGGCGACCCCAUGAUGGGCUCUUCACCGGUCAGAUUGAUGCUAUUGAUACCCAGAAUGCUACGUACAGAGUGACCUUUGACCGGCAUAACAUUGGCACACAUACGAUCCUGGACACAGAGGUUUUAGGCCAAGAGCCUCAGGACACAAUGCCUUUAUCCACCUUCCUACAGAAACAACGGCCGAGACCGACUAUGUUCUCACCACCAAGGAUAACAAUGGAAGGGUUACACUCGCCUAGUCUUGGGAACGAUCCCAUGUUGGGAAUGUCGCCCCUUAGGGGGAAGCUUCAAGGAGAUGAGAAGACGCUCGGUGGAUUCCCUGUCAAAUUCCUGGUUCUUGUGACCAAAGUAUCCAAGAUACUAAGUUUCAAGAAGGAACUUUUACAAGAGCUGAAAGACAAGAAUACAGAGGCUGAGAGGAUGCAAUCUAUGAACCAAUUAUCAGCAUUGAAUUUCAAAGAGAAAUAUGCAAAGUGUGUGCUGCAAUUGGAGCAUCUUAACGAAGAUCUCAACGGGUAUUUGAACGAUGUCCAGAAAUAUUGUCAAGAGAUUGCUCCCGAGCAGGGAUUACCGCCCUUGUCCGAACCCACGGCAGAUCGGUUACAAUGUGACCAAGAAGCAAGCCAGAUGGUACACGAUGCUAACCUAGCACUGGGAGACCAAGCCGUCAAGAACCCUAAGCUGAAUGACCUGGUAGCAAGUCUAACGUCGUUGAUGCUGCAAAUAAAGUCGUUAGCCAAGAAUGAUAUGAAUUCGUAUGGUUUCAAAUCGCUGAACGAAUCUUUAGAUGAAAUUAAGAAGAAAAUUGAUCCCUCAAACCUCAGAUGUUUUCAAGACAACGUAGAAAUCCACAUUGCACACAUCCAGAGUGGUAUGAGCCAGAUGGGGAACCUUCAUGCCUUUGCAGAGAAGAACACCGACUACUGAAGAAUCAUACCCGGAAUCCCCUGCGCUACUUGACCGGAUCAGGUGACCUUUGACCUUCAAGUUAACCCCAAACCCACACUAGAUCAAUUGAUACAGAAACGAAGAGCGACUAGUGUUCGUUUGUUUGUUUGUUUGUUUGGUUUGUGAUGGCAGGAAAUUUGCAUAACUUCACACCAAGUUCACAAGGUUCAGUAUGCAAUUUGUUGUCACCUUUGACCUCGCCGUAACUCCUGACCUGAACACAACCAGGGCCCAGUUUCAUCAAGCCUGUUAGCAUAAAAAGAAAAUUGCUUAGCACAGAAAAAUCUUGCUUAACAG